Messenger RNA from Chinchilla lanigera (long-tailed chinchilla), 439 nucleotides. Its product is annotated as translation initiation factor IF-2-like. The record is from RefSeq and is a predicted model, not a curated record. Lineage: Eukaryota; Metazoa; Chordata; Mammalia; Rodentia; Chinchillidae.
CCCUGGCUCCCGGCUCAGCCGGAGCUCAGCCCCAGGGGCAUGCCGGCCGUGAGAGGCGGAAGCCCGCUCCGGGGGAGGGGAGAGCCGGCCGGUCCUCCCUCACAGGGAGCCUCCCCCGCAGGCGGGCGGCGGCGACAGUCUCGGCCUCCCCUCGCGGCUCGGCGGACUGAGGGGCGGCGGCGGCGGCUGCCGGCGAGCCGAGGGCUCCGGCUGUCUGAGGUAGCGGCGGCGGCUUCUUCGGUUCCUCUUCAGCGCGCCCGGUCCGUAAACGCUGGAGAAACUGAAAUUCAAACUGCUGAGGCGGCGGCUGCAGCUCCCUCCCCUCCGCCAAGAUGGGGCUGAAAUGGCCGCGCCAGGGAUGCUGGGAGGAGCAGCAGCAAGCCCGCUGCCGCCGCCGCUGCUGCUGACUAAAAUGCCGCCGCUGCCGCAGCCGCCGCCA